Molecule: messenger RNA, 3236 nt
Organism: Molossus molossus (Pallas's mastiff bat)
Lineage: Eukaryota; Metazoa; Chordata; Mammalia; Chiroptera; Molossidae
Gene: CHTF18
Product: chromosome transmission fidelity factor 18
Exons: 22
Coding region: 53-2965 (970 amino acids)
Molecular function (GO): ATP binding; ATP hydrolysis activity
Source: RefSeq, a predicted model, not a curated record
GGAGGUUCGGAGCGGGCGGCAAGUGCAGCCGGUUCCGAGGGCCCGCGUGGCCAUGGAGGACUACGAGCAGGAGUUGCACGGCGUUGAGGACGACUUCCACAGCCAGUUCGCGGCCGAGCUCGAGGUGCUGGCGGAGCUGGAAGCAGAGACAGAGGCCCUGUCACCCUGCAGGGACCGGAUCCCGCUGACGUUUGAGGAGGCUGUUGCUGGAGCGGACGCUGCAGCUCCUUGUUCUGCAGGCGGACCUCCAGAGAGCCGCAAGUAUGGUGGCAGGAAGAGGCAGCCGGCCACCGACGCACAGAGGGACAGAUCCCUGCUCCUCACUCCCAGGGUCAAGCGGCCCAGGCUGGAGGCGGUCAAGAGGCUGAACUUUGGGCAGGACGAGAUGGAAGAGCUGCUGCUUCCUGACUCUCCCCCUCGGGACAUCACCCCCCCACCAAGUCCGGAGGUCCCGGCAGAGCUGGGGGGCGAGGGGACCGUGGACGCUGGUGCUGACGUGGGUCUCGUGAGGUCCUCGCCAGCUGCUCGCAACCCGGUCUUGAGGCGACCCCCUGUCCUGGAGGACUACAUCAAUGUGACCUCCACAAGUGGUGACAGGGCCUUUCUUGUGCUACAGGCUGACCCAGUGGGCACUGGGGUGCAGAGCUCUUUCCUGAACACUCAGUGGCGUGGGCAUGGCCACCUGGACCUGCUGGGUGUGUCUUUCACCUCCCUGAAGGAGCAGGUUGACAGUGAGCGGCAGCAGCGAUUGCUCGAAGAAGCCCAGCGGCUCUCAGACACACUGCACAGCCUCAGGACAGAGAUGGAAGAGGAGGCCCCAGAGGAGGUGCCGGCCAACAGCCAACAUGACUCCCAGCACUGCCUCUGGGUGGAUGAGUUUGCGCCCCAACACUACACGGAGCUUCUCAGUGAUGAUUUCACCAACCGCUGCCUCCUCAAGUGGUUGAAGCUGUGGGACCUGGUGGUGUUUGGCCGAGAGAGGCCGGCCCGGAAGCCGAGGCCCACUGUGGAGCCUGCCCAGGUUGGCAAGGAGACCAUAGCCCCCAGCAAGUGGAAAAGUCAUGAGCAGGUGUUGGAGGAGAUGCUUGAGGCUGAGCUGGACCUGAGCCGGCGACCCCGGCAGAAAGUAGCGUUGCUGUGUGGACCCCCUGGGCUGGGCAAGACCACCCUGGCCCAUGUGAUCGCAAGGCACGCUGGGUACUGUGUGGUGGAAAUGAAUGCAAGUGACGACCGCAGUCCUGAGGCCUUCCGCACGCACAUUGAAGCGGCCACACAGAUGGAGUCAGUGCUGGGCACUGGUGGGAAGCCCAACUGCCUGGUUAUCGAUGAGAUUGAUGGGGCCCCCACGGCUGCCAUCAAUGUGCUCCUCAGCAUCAUUGACCGCAAGGGCCCAAAGGAGGCAGAACUGGGGGCCCGGGCAGGUGAGGGGCGGCGGCUGCGGGCAGAGGGAGGUAUCUUGAUGAGGCCAGUCAUCUGCAUCUGUAAUGACCAGUACGCACCCUCUCUGCGGCAGCUGAAGCAGCAGGCUUUUCUGCUUCACUUCCCACCUACACUACCAUCCAGGCUCAUUCAGCGGCUGCAGGAGAUCUCCGUACGGCAGGGCCUGCAGGCCGACCCGGGUGCCCUGGCAGCUCUCUGUGAGAAGACAGACAAUGAUAUUCGUGCCUGCAUCAACACCCUGCAGUUCCUGCAUGGACGGGGCCAGCGGGAGCUGAAUGUUCGGGCUGUGCAGACCACACGAGUUGGCCUCAAGGACCAGCGCAAAGGGCUCUUCUCUGUGUGGCAGGAGGUUUUCCAGCUGCCCCGGGCCCAGAGGCGACGUGUGGUCCAGGACCCAACUCUGCCUACCCACACGCUCCUGCUGGGUAAUGCACUCGUGGGUUUGGGGCACCAGGCUGCUGAGGCACCUCUGACCAUGGCUGCACAGCGGUUCUACCACAUUCUGCAUGUGGCCACCUCAGCGGGUGAGCGUGAGAAAGUAGUCCAGGGCCUGUUUGACAACUUCCUGCGGCUGCGACUGCGGGACUCCAGCCUUGGCACUGUGUGUGCAGCCCUCGACUGGUUGGCCUUUGAGGAUCUGCUGGGCCAGGCCGCCUACCACAGCCAGAGCUUCCAGUUGCUGCGCUACCAGCCCUUCCUGCCUGUGGCCUUCCACCUGCUGUUCGCCUCCAGCCAUGUGCCAAGGAUUGCCUUCCCCAGUAGCCAGCAGGAGGCCCAGAACCGGACAAGUCAGGUACAGAACCUGAUCCAGACGCUAGUGUCAGGUAUUGCACCAGCCACCCGCAGCCGAACGACACCCCAGGCCCUUGUUCUGGACACUCUCUGCCUACUCCUGGACAUCCUUGUGCCUAAGCUUCGCCCUGUGAGCACACAAUUGUACAGUGCCCGUGAGAAGCUGCAGCUGGCCAGCCUUGUGGGCACCAUGCUUGCCUACAGCCUAACCUACCGCCAGGAGCGCACGCCUGACGGGCAGUAUGUCUACAGGCUGGAACCGAACUUGGAGGAGGUCUGCCGAUUUCCUGAGUUACCUGCUCGAAAGCCCCUCACCUACCAGGCCAAGCAGCUUAUUGCCCGUGAGAUCGAAGUGGAGAAGAUGCGGCGGACAGAGGCCUUGGCCCGAAAUGGAGACAGCCCCCAGGUGGACAGGAGUCCUCCCAGGGCCAAAGGCCCACAGGAGGGUGCUGGGGAAAAAGGGGCACGGUCACCCACCCCAUGCAGCCAUGAGCAGCGACUGGAGCGCAUCCUGAAGAGAGCUGCCCUGGAGGACCAGACUGAGAGGGAUUUCUUCGGCCGUGUGGUCAUCAGGAGAGCAGCAGCCCUGAGUGCAGAGGACACGGCCCCUGAGACUGAUGCGGUUGAGCAGCGCAUGGGCACUGCGGUGGGCAGGAGUGACGUCUGGUUCCGCUUCAAGGAGGGUGUCUCCAACGCCGUGCGACGCAGCCUGCAUAUCAGGGAUCUGCUGUAGCUGGGUCACCAGACACCCAGGCUCACACUGGAUGCCCUAGACCACGCUCUGCUCUCCAGGGUUAUGCCAGAUGCCCUGGUCCAUGCUGCACACUUCAGAACCAUGCUGGCUGCCCCAGUUUACCCUAGAUGCCGAGUCCACACCAGAUAUCCCGGGGUCGUGCUGGACGUCCCUAGAUUCACAGUGGACACCUUGGUGUUACUUUCUUUGUUACUUUUUAUUUUGAUUUUGAGAGUACAUUUAUUAAAGCUGGGGACAGUGAAACAAGGAG